Pichia membranifaciens NRRL Y-2026 is the source of this 2760-nucleotide messenger RNA. RefSeq lists its product as hypothetical. Bases 410 to 2611 code for a protein of 733 amino acids. Gene Ontology annotation, biological process: intracellular iron ion homeostasis; transmembrane transport. Gene Ontology annotation, cellular component: mitochondrial inner membrane. Gene Ontology annotation, molecular function: ATP hydrolysis activity; ABC-type transporter activity; ATP binding. Lineage: Eukaryota; Fungi; Ascomycota; Pichiomycetes; Pichiales; Pichiaceae. The record is from RefSeq and is a predicted model, not a curated record. The transcript has a single exon.
CGACGCGUGACAGACGCGCGACGGCGUUACCCGGCUCAGCGGCGUGUCCAAAGAAGAACCUGGAGAACCUUGCCCGGUGUGUGGCGCAUGUGUCUCAGUGUGGCUGAUGCACAAAGUUAUUUGGUGCACGGGUGCUCUGGCUGGGAUAUCACGUGCAGUGGCUUGGUUUCACGUGACUCGGGAGCCGGGGUUUUUGUCUGUAGGCACCGAAAGGUGAAAAAGACCGGAGCCGCAUUUUGAUUGACUCGUUUUGGAAGUUGCACCGGUAGGUCUUGAGAGCCUGUAUUCUUCUUUCUGGAUCUCUGUUCUUGAUCCUGGUGCACUUAAACCGCGUUCCUGGAACUUGGAUCUAGUCACAUUCCGUCAAUCUACCGCAAGUCCUUUUCUUCUGUUAGGAUUCUCUGUGGCAAUGUGGUUCCGUAGAGUACUGGUAGUACGCUCACCAGGUCUCUUCCCACAGCAAAACCAUAACCAUCUCCGUCGUUAUUCGUCACUUCUGCGCCAGUCCGUGUGUUCCGCCAGGAGUUUGAGCAGCAGAUAUGCCUGGGGUGUCAGCAGAAACCCUCUUCCGCUGCACUCACAGAAGAAAAGCGUGCUGGGCAGCGGCGCAGCCAAGAGGUACAACUCCUCAUCGACGCCUAAGAAGCCGAACCUAGUCACGUCCUCCAAACAGGCAAAGGCCGGUCCUUCUCUGCCAAAUGUGUCGCAAUUGAAAAUCAUUGCCAACUUGAUGGCGUAUCUAUGGCCGAAGGACAAACCGUGGGUCAAAUUCCGUGUUGUUUCGGCGCUCUCUCUAUUGAUUGCCGCCAAGCUACUCAAUGUUCAGGUGCCUUUCUUUUUCAAGUCCAUCAUCGACCAGAUGAACAUCGACUGGCAGUCGCUUUCAGACUCGAUUGCGAAAACGUUGCCGGACUCUUUGGUGACCCAAUCGAUCAUCGACAACGCGCCGGCCCUUCCUUCCGCCAUUGUCGCCUUGAUCAUUGCAUACGGUGUCUCAAGAUUCGGUGCAGUUCUCUUUGGAGAAUUGAGAAACGCAAUCUUCGCCUCCGUUGCUCAAGGAACCAUCAAGCAGGUGGCCCGUAACACCUUUGUGCACUUGUUGAAUAUGGAUCUCUCCUACCAUUUGGCAAGGCAAACGGGUGGGUUGACCAGAGCCAUUGAACGUGGUACCAAGGGUAUUUCUUACGUGCUAUCAGCAAUGGUAUUCCACAUCAUCCCUAUCACCUUCGAGAUCUCUGUUGUGUGUGGUAUCUUGACUUACAACUAUGGUGCAGCUUAUGCUGCUGUGACUUUGCUAACUAUGAUGGCCUACUCGAUCUUCACCAUCAGAACAACGACAUGGAGAACCGGCUUCCGUCGUCAAGCAAAUAAAGCCGACCAGCAGGCAGCUUCCGUUGCCUUGGACUCUUUGAUCAACUACGAAGCAGUGAAAAUUUUCAAUAACGAAGCACUUCAAACUAACAAGUACGACCUAGCCUUGUCUAAAUAUAGAGACGCCUCGAUCAAAGUUGCAACCUCUUUGGCGUUCUUGAAUUCAGGUCAAAAUCUGAUUUUCACCACAGCUUUGACCUCGAUGAUGUAUAUGGCAUGCCAAGGUGUUGUUGCAGGAGAUUUGACUGUUGGUGAUUUGGUUUUGAUCAACCAAUUGGUAUUCCAACUUUCAGUUCCUCUAAACUUUCUAGGUUCCGUUUAUCGUGAGUUGAAGCAGAGUUUGUUGGACAUGGAAGCUUUAUUCAAGUUGCAAAAGCAACCCAUCGAAAUCAAGUCCAAGCCAAAUGCCCCUCCAAUCAAAAUCAAUGAUGGAGAGAUAAAAUUCAACAAUGUUACAUUUUCCUACACUGAAGGUAGAAAGAUUUUGGAUAACUGUUCCUUCACAAUUCCAGCUGGCCAGAAAGUUGCAAUUGUCGGUCCCUCAGGUAGCGGAAAAUCAACAAUCUUACGCUUAUUGUUCAGAUUUUACGAUAUCGAUCCUAAAAUUAAGAACAGCAGCGUUUUAAUUGAUGGUCAAGAUGUCAGAGAUGUGGAUCUUGAUUCUCUACGUCGGGAAGUUGCUGUUGUUCCUCAAGACACUCCAUUGUUCAAUUCUUCAUUACUUGAAAAUUUACGUUAUGCUAAACCUAGCGCCUCUGAUGAUGAGAUUAACGAUAUAAUUUACCAGGUGAAACUCGACACCCUCAUAAAAUCUUUACCUGAAGGCGUUCAUACUAUUGUUGGUGAAAGAGGCUUGAUGAUUUCUGGAGGUGAAAAACAAAGAGUUGCCAUCGCUCGUGCAGUUUUGAAAAACUCUGCUAUCAUUGGUUUAGAUGAAGCAACUAGUGCAUUGGACACUCACACAGAGCAGCAAAUACUAAACACUUUAAAAGAUGUUCUGGGUAGCAGAACUGGUAAGAAAACAACUAGUAUCUGGGUUGCUCAUAGAUUGAGAACAAUUGUAGAUGCAGAUAAGAUUAUUGUUUUGAGGGAGGGUAAGGUUGCAGAAGAAGGCACCCACAGAGAAUUGAUGGCAAAGAACGGCCUGUAUGCAAGUAUGUGGGAAAUGCAAGAGGUUUGGGAAGAUGAGCAGGAAGAAGUUGAAGGAAGUCAACAAGAAAAGUCUGAAAAUAAAAACUGAUUGAAAAAGGUCACUCCAUCGGCUUAGACCCGAAUCAAUUUUACUUCCUCUUAUAUAUCGAUCGAACAGUCUUUGUAUCUAUUUAUUUAUUAACUAUUUAUUAUUUGAUUAGCGCAAUCUCUAUUGGUGUAUCCUGAACAUACUGACAG